UGGUUUAUUCUCUGACACGUGGUGGCACGUCCAGUUUGGCGUGUUUUACGUGAUGACGUCAGGUUGUGUUUUGAGGUGUUGACGUUCAGUGUCGCUGCGUCAUCAACCUCUGUAGCAGAACAGAGGAACCAGAGCAAGUUGUCCCACUUAACAGACUUAUCUUCAUCAUGGCAUUGAGAGGCGCUGUGUGCCGUCUCUUGGUCAACCCUCACAGAUGUGCCAUCAUCUCAGCUUCCAGAGCACAGGCAACUACAGCACCUGCCAGAAGAGAUGCAGAGAAGACUGAGCAGAAGUCUAAAGCACCGAAGGUCCAGUUUGACUGGCGUGAUGCCCUGAACCUGGAGGGCCAGCUGACGGAGGAGGAGAUCAUGAUCAGAGACUCCUUCAGGACCUACUGCCAAGAGAAACUCAUGCCCCGCAUCCUCAUGGCAAACAGAAACGAAGUGUUCCACAGAGAAAUUGUGUCCGAGAUGGGAGAGAUGGGUGUCCUGGGCCCAACCAUCAAAGGUUAUGGCUGUGCUGGGACGAGCUAUGUGGCCUACGGUUUGAUCGCCAGAGAAGUAGAGAAAGUGGACAGCGGCUACCGCUCAGUCAUGAGCGUGCAGUCGUCGCUGGUCAUGCACCCCAUUAAUGCCUAUGGCACAGAGGAGCAGAAACAGAAGUAUCUCCCUAAGCUGGCUCGGGGAGAGAUCCUGGGCUGCUUUGGCUUGACGGAGCCGAACCAUGGUAGUGACCCGAGCGGCAUGGAAACCAGAGCAAAGUACAAUCAAUCCAGUCGCACCUACUCUCUCACUGGCUCAAAGACCUGGAUCACCAACUCCCCAGAGGCAGAUAUUGCUGUAGUCUGGGCCAAAUGUGAUGAUGGGAAUAUCCGCGGCUUCAUCUUGGAGCGUGGCAUGAAGGGCCUCUCAACACCAAAGAUUGAGGGGAAGUUCUCCCUGAGAGCCUCGGCCACCGGUAUGAUCGUCAUGGACGAGGUGGAGGUUCCUGAGGAGAACCUGCUGCCCAAUGUCUCCGGCCUCAAGGGUCCUUUUGGCUGCUUGAACAACGCUCGUUACGGUAUUGCAUGGGGCGCUCUGGGCGCUGCAGAGUUCUGCUUCCAUGCAGCUCGACAGUACACACUGGACAGAAUCCAGUUUGGCGUACCACUAGCAAGAAAUCAGCUGAUGCAGAAGAAAAUGGCCGACAUGCUGACAGAGAUCACCAUCGGCCUGCAGUCCUGUCUGCAGCUGGGAAGACUAAUCGAUGCUAAAAGAGCCGCCCCAGACAUGAUCUCCAUGCUGAAGAGGAACAGCUGCGGUAAAGCCCUCGAUAUCGCCAGGCAGGCCAGAGACAUGCUGGGAGGAAACGGCAUCUCAGACGAGUACCACAUCAUCCGCCACGUCAUGAACCUGGAGGCUGUCAACACAUACGAAGGUACCCAUGACAUCCACGCCCUGAUCCUGGGCAGAGCCAUCACAGGACUGCAGUCCUUCACUGUGGACAAAUAGAUCCAUCCAACAGAAACCUGCUGUCAGAAAUGUAGCUCAGAUUGUCAACUCUGCAGCAGUUUUAAGAUUGUUUUGAUGAAUUCCCAUCCAUAUAGUGACGAUGUUUGUUUUCACUCAGGUUUAUAGAAUAUAUAUUUGAGUGCUUUAUUUUGAGAGAAAGAACAAGUCACGUUCAACAAGUGUGUCUGAAUUGUUGUGAAGUGUAAAUAAUUCAAAAGUCGAUUUUUCAACUCAAAAAGGGCUAUUUUUUUACUCUCAAUCACAACACUAAAACAGAUCCCUAUAUGCCUGUCGUAUAGACAAAGUGAAGUUCAUUGAAUAUACUUUAAUGGACACUACUGAAGUGAAGUAUUAACGCUUCUGAAUUAGGUCAAGAUCUAGAUUUGCUGCUAGUUACUGCAACGUUGAUACUGUAAUUCUAAAACAACAAAGCAUAAAUAACCACAACGUGUUUGGAAUUGCAUGUGAAGCUUUUUUUAUUUUUGAUUUGAUCUAAUUAUGCAGAUGUUGUUAUUGUAUAAUUGGUGUGAGAGUACAUACAUGACAGAUCAGUUACUAUUGUUAGGUUCACUGUGGUGAUUACUUCUAGCACUGUUCUGGCUCUGUCACUAAGGUGUAAUAACUUGGUUUGCCAGAGGUCAAGAAUGUUGAUCAGAGCUUUAAUAAAUAAAAGUUAUUUAAGUAUUCCAAAUGUC
Molecule: messenger RNA, 2185 nt
Organism: Sebastes umbrosus (honeycomb rockfish)
Lineage: Eukaryota; Metazoa; Chordata; Actinopteri; Perciformes; Sebastidae
Gene: gcdhb
Product: glutaryl-CoA dehydrogenase b
Exons: 12
Coding region: 168-1490 (440 amino acids)
Biological process (GO): fatty-acyl-CoA biosynthetic process; fatty acid beta-oxidation using acyl-CoA dehydrogenase
Cellular component (GO): mitochondrial inner membrane
Molecular function (GO): flavin adenine dinucleotide binding; fatty-acyl-CoA binding; glutaryl-CoA dehydrogenase activity
Source: RefSeq, a predicted model, not a curated record